Messenger RNA from Vitis vinifera (wine grape), 1118 nucleotides. RefSeq lists its product as uncharacterized. The coding region runs from base 272 to 739 and encodes 155 amino acids. The record is from RefSeq and is a predicted model, not a curated record. The transcript has 3 exons. NCBI's taxonomy places the organism in Eukaryota, Viridiplantae, Streptophyta, Magnoliopsida, Vitales, Vitaceae.
UUAUUUUUUGGCUGGGCAGAAAUCAGAAUAUGGAAUACAUUAUAUGUGAAGGGAGGGAGAGCAUCACCCUACUCUUUCUCAGAAAUCAAGCAACGCCAACAUCAAAUAUCCCUGUGUGAAAGUAGGGUUUAUCUAUUGUCAUUUCCAUAAUCUUGGAAUUUCUCAAUCUGAAAUUCCAAACCCUAACUUUGGAUUCUUCUCCAUUAAAUAGAAAAUUGAAUUUGCUGAAUCUGAGGUGAGAGUGUGACAGACCAUUUGAUUGAGCGUAGAAAUGGAUAAGUUACUGGAAUUCGGGAGAAAAGCGAUGUUCUAUGUUAGGGUUCUUUCGGGAUACGAGGAGCGAAGAAUCCGAUCUUACAGAUUGCAGCUUCAACAGCGUCUUGCACAGGCUCAAGAAAGGAAGGCAGCAUUAAGAAGGAUCCCUGAAAAGGCUAUUUUAUCAGAGGUUCGCCAUAUGGUUGAGGAGAUGCAGACUUUAAACAGGAAGCUGGAAGAAACAGAAGCUGCCAUUGAAGAGUACUUUAAGCCGAUUGACAAGGAAGCUGAGAUCAUCAUGAAAAUGCAGCUUGAUGGAGAAGAGAAGGCAAUGAAGGAGAUGAUGGCAACCAUGCAUAAACAAGCUUUGUUCGAGAAAGUAGAAGCAGAAAAAAUUGCAAAUAUGCAAAAUGCAGGCACAAGCCAACAACAUGACCAGGACCCUGCAUCUGCAUCUGCCACCAGCCAUGCUCAGAUGAGAUGAUGCAGACUCCAUCUCUUUCCUUGGCUGAUUUUCUAGAAUGGUGCUUGUAGGGAUUUUGACACUCAUCACUUCCAUUAUGAAUAACAGAGUCCAAUAGGAAUCAUACCUUGAGAAGUGCAGACUCUGCGAUAAAGGCCAAUCAAUCUUGUUCUCUCUUCCCCUUAUUUCACAAAUAUUUUUUCCGUUUACUACUCUACUGGAACCAUAGAAAAGAGAUGUCACAAGUGAGACUGUAUGAGAGGGAUGGAGAGAGGAAGCACAAAAAGGCUGAUUAUUCCACACACAAACCCUCUGAUCAUGCGAUUGGCAUCAAGGAUUUGGUUUGAAUGUUACAAUGAAAGAUGUGUAUCUAACAACACUAGAUACAAGUUAAGGCUAA